GACUUGUGCCACUGAUGCGCGCGUGAUAUAUUGCGCGGGAAUUUUGAAUUCGGAGUAUUUCGAAAUUAUUUUGGAGCUUUAUGAAAAAUAUAAAUAAUAUUUACCUUUUUCUGUGACGAAAGAGAUUUUGAUCUUGUUUUUGAAUUUUUCGUGUGUGUUCCAUGACAUUUGUGUUAAUUUAUUUUUAAUAAAUUUUGAAUUAUUUAGAGUGAUAUUUUUGGAUGUCAGUGUUUUGAAAUAAGAAUUGGUAUCUAGUCUGCCCGUAAGUGAUAUCUAGUCUCCUUAGUUAACAGUGUUUUUCUUUAUACGCAAACUGAAUUACUUACCUACAUAGAAAACAUUGGAACUAAACUUAUUCAGUGAUAAUAAAAAGGUUUAGAAGAAAUUAAGAUACGCACAACAGUAUCAAAAAAGUUCCGAGCACUAAAGCCAUCGAAAUGCAUACCAAAACAGUGAAAAAUAUUCUAGUCACUAGCAUUAUUCUACUUGUAAAUAUUAGUUUAAACUUAGCAGCCACUGAUAAUUAUGAAAGGACAGAUCUCACAGACACAGUCAAUACAGAUGUGGAAAUUUAUGAGAAAACAAAUGAAGAUCUUUUUAACAAUGAAACCGUUGCGAAACAAAACACAAGCGCAUCUGAAAACGAAGAAGGGAACAUCCCCGAAUGCGUAGGCGACGCCCAAUUCUGCAAUUUGACAGAAGAAGAUUACGUGUCAAUGUUGAACGAUUAUAUAUACCCACAGACUUACGAAUGGGUACUAAUUGCUACACACACUGCUGUUUUUGUCAUGGGUUUAGUUGGAAAUGCUCUAGUUUGUGUUGCUGUGUAUAGAAAUCACACAAUGCGAACAGUGACUAAUUAUUUCAUAGUAAAUUUAGCUGUGGCUGAUUUCUUAGUACUGCUUCUGUGUAUGCCUCCUACCGUACUCUGGGAUGUCACAGAAACCUGGUUCUUUGGUGACGUGCUCUGCAAGAUGCUGCUGUAUUUUCAGUCAGUGUCGGUGACAGUGUCAGUUCUGACCCUGACCUUCAUAUCAAUGGACCGCUGGUAUGCCAUCUGCUUCCCUCUGAAGUUCAACUCCACUACUGGAAGAGCCAAGACCGCCAUUUUUGUCAUCUGGACCAUAUCUCUUAUAUUUAACGCUCCAGAACUAGUGGUCCUGACCACGGUGCAGACAGUUCCUCUGCGCUUCGAGCUGCAGUACCUGGUCCAGUGUAUGGCCACCUGGUCUUCACAGAGCGACCUCGUUUGGCAUGUCAUCAAGGUUCUCUUCAUUUACACGAUACCUCUCUUGUUGAUGACGGUGGCGUACUACCAAAUUGUUCGAGUUCUGUGGAAGUCACAGAAGAUCCCCGGUCACGCUGAGAUGCUCAAACUGGCUCCUGCUGAGCAGACCCAGCUCCGUUGUCGUCGGAAGGCAGCCAAGAUGUUGGUUGCUGUCGUCAUCAUGUUUGCUGUCUGCUAUUUCCCUGUACAUCUGCUGUCGGUACUAAGAUACACCAUGGACAUGGAGCAGAAUGACUUCAUCACUGCCCUAGCCCUCAUCUCCCACGUGAUGUGCUACGCCAACUCUGCUGUCAACCCGCUUAUCUACAACUUCAUGAGUGGUAAGUUCCGGCGGGAGUUUCGCCGUUCGUUUUGCUGCAAUACAGAUCCAAAUCAAGACAGUUUCUCAACCCUGACUCGAGUGACCACGUCUAAGGGCCGGGGCAGUGCUAUUGCCCUCCGCUGCUCAUCUCGAGGCCGCGACGUGUGUAGCACUACAUUUAUAGCUAACGGCUACAAAAAUGGCUAUAACGGAUGCCAACAUUACAGUGGUUAUUUGCGGUCGUAAAUGUCUAUGUAUCAUUUUGUUUGUGUAUCGAAUUGUAAAUAUGAAAUUAAUUUUGUAAUUGCAUUAAAUGAUAGACUUUCCAGGCUGCGUUCCUCAAAAACAAACAAACAAAUAAAUAAAUAAAACAAUACAGGGUGUUAGUGACAUCGUAACGAAAACUUUGUGGGAUGAUUCAGACCAUGAGUCUGAUUUGAUAUCAAGUGAAAUUUUCUGUCGCAAAAGUAUGGAACUGAAUAAAAAAACUAA
Molecule: messenger RNA, 2081 nt
Organism: Pectinophora gossypiella (pink bollworm)
Lineage: Eukaryota; Metazoa; Arthropoda; Insecta; Lepidoptera; Gelechiidae
Gene: NGR-A16
Product: orexin/Hypocretin receptor type 1-like
Exons: 8
Coding region: 438-1835 (465 amino acids)
Biological process (GO): G protein-coupled receptor signaling pathway
Cellular component (GO): membrane
Molecular function (GO): neuropeptide Y receptor activity
Source: RefSeq, a predicted model, not a curated record